Molecule: messenger RNA, 1224 nt
Organism: Spathaspora passalidarum NRRL Y-27907
Lineage: Eukaryota; Fungi; Ascomycota; Pichiomycetes; Serinales; Debaryomycetaceae
Exons: 1
Coding region: 44-727 (227 amino acids)
Molecular function (GO): acyltransferase activity, transferring groups other than amino-acyl groups
Source: RefSeq, a predicted model, not a curated record
ACACCGUUGUCGUAAAUUCCUAUAGAUAUAUAGCUAGAGAGACAUGACUGUACCCACUCCAUACGAUACAGUCAAGGAUUUGCCUUUUGCCGAUCAUAAAUUUGAAAAUACCCCCCAGUUCACAACACCAAUCCAAUUUGCUUUAACUAAAGAUCCACUGCAUAAAGUCACAUUGUUCCCUAUACAUGAUCAUCACCAAUUACCACCAAACUUGAUCCAAGUGAUUGAAAACGAGUUUAACUUCAUUGUAGAUGAAGGACUAACUUAUCCGCAUCAUAAUCCGUUACAUGGUGAGGAAUUCACCAAAUAUUGGUUCUUGCAUUUCGUGGCUGUUCUUCUUGAUGGUGACACCUUUUCUAGUGUGGACGAAUUGAAACAGGGCGAUUAUUCAGUUGAUCAAUGGGAAAAGGUUUUCCUUGGAAACUUCUACAUUAAACCAAAUUAUAUCGGUCGUUGCUCUCACGUAUGUAAUGCUGGAUUCGUCGUGAAUCACAACAAGAGAGGAUUAGGCUUGGGUAAAGAAUUGGGGAAGAAGUAUUUGGAAAUUGCACCUAAGUUAGGAUACGUUUAUUCCGUGUUUAAUUUAGUAUUUGAAACAAACGCGGCCAGUCUAAAGAUUUGGGAUUCUUUGGGAUUUGAAAGAAUUGGUUAUGUAAAGCAUGUUGCUGUGUUGAAAGGUCAUGACAAAUUAGUUGGUGCUUAUAUGUUUGGUAAGGAUUUGCAGUGAUCUUUUGCUAUAUUCCUUGGCACUCUGCAGCAUUAGUGGCUAAAACUUAUACCAAGAAAGGAUUUAUACAGGAAGCUCAUGUGGUAGCAUUGGCAUUCAGUUUGAUAGUUUAGACAUUAUACAUAGAUUUAGCAUGUUUGCUUUGCUAAUACAACGAGAAGAUACGAUUAAUAUUAGACUACUCUAGCUAUUUACAUAACGACAAUAAGUGUUUCAAAAUUAAUAGUGCUCCUCGCGAGCCACUUCAGGAACAUCAUUAUCCGAUUCAAUAUCGAAAAGUCUUUCGUCGAGUACAUCCGGAUCUCGCUGACCAGUGUGUUUUAAACCGACUGCUUCAUCAUGAAAUGUGUGUUUAUUCAAACUAGAAUCAUCUUGAAAUUCUUUAUUAUGAUUACCAAAUAAUGUAGCUUCUUCCUCACCAUCUGGUACCUUAACAUAAUUUCUUCUUCCUGGAAUACAACCUAGAGUUAUUCUUUCAAAUACCACUUGAUCGAAAA